This is a messenger RNA of Pelagomonas calceolata, 981 nucleotides long. Lineage: Eukaryota; Pelagophyceae; Pelagomonadales; Pelagomonadaceae. The record is from the annotation of a GenBank genome assembly.
ACGCAACAACAAGACUUAGUACCCGCCGCGCGGCCGCCGCACGCUGGGAAACAGCAGGUCCGCGGGGAACUUCGCCCUAGUACCGCCCCCCGAGCAGUUGUUCCGCGACAGCGCCUUGCGCUCGCCGAGGCUCAGGGGCGGCAUCGCGCGGACGCGCGCGCAGUCGCCGAGCGACCGCAGGAGCGGCACCAACGCGCCGCCCUCGCGCGCGAAGCGGCUCCGCUCGUACGCGUAGACGGGCUGCCGCACCUGCCACCGUCGCAACCCGUCGUUGUUGUUGAAGGACGGCACGCGCACCGCGGCGCUCUCGAUGAACAACGACGGCGCGUCCGGCGACGCCAGGUGACCGGGCACGACCUGCUGCAGGAUGCUCCGCGAGUCCACGGCGAAAUCCGCCAGGUCCACGGUCCAGUCGCGCGCGCCCGGCCGCCGCCACCGCGCUUCUUUCUCCAGGACCUGGCAUCUUUGUUUUGCCAAAUACGUCGCCAACCGAGGCGACUCGGCGCACGCGCGCCGCAUCAGGGACCAGAUCUGGUUCGGGGCGUCGCGCGUGCAGAAGACCAGCCUCGCCGCGGGGAACCGGUUCCGCAGCCGCGCGAAGCGGUGCACGUCGCGGAGACCACUCAAACGCGUCCGGAAGACGGACCACUCCGGCGAGCACGCCUCCUCGUGGUGGUCCGUCGGCCACCUUUCGUCGGUCGUGGUCGGCACGGGCAGGCCGAGCCGCCGCGCGAGCUGGGCUUGCAGGAUGGAGGUGCCCGAGUGGUGGUAGCCCGCGACCACUAUGAGACGGUCGCCGUCGCACAGCAUCUCGAGCGGGCUCCGUGCCCAGGCGGUCGUGACGAGGAGCGCUGCGAGGCGUGCCAUUGGGCUGCCUUAAUCUGUUGUCCGGCGCGGCGGCGGCGCGUUGCGUGUGUCGCGGCUGCCCACGGUACUGGAUACCAGAGAUUUAGGCCGCAGCGGGAGUGAUUUCCGCUUUCC